Molecule: messenger RNA, 3396 nt
Organism: Anneissia japonica
Lineage: Eukaryota; Metazoa; Echinodermata; Crinoidea; Comatulida; Comatulidae
Product: H/ACA ribonucleoprotein complex non-core subunit NAF1-like
Exons: 10
Coding region: 191-1876 (561 amino acids)
Biological process (GO): ribosome biogenesis; box H/ACA snoRNP assembly; pseudouridine synthesis
Cellular component (GO): sno(s)RNA-containing ribonucleoprotein complex
Molecular function (GO): RNA binding
Source: RefSeq, a predicted model, not a curated record
GGAUUUCGUCAUAACGUUGUUGGCGUGUGCUAGAUGUCAGUGCAGCAAACACCAUUGUCGCCUCGCGCCAUGUGUUGAUAUUACCAUAAAACCAAAACAUUGUAUUUGUAGAAUGCGUGCUGAAGGAAGUUACGUUCAGUGUUCAUAGAUGGAUUACAGAUAAAGUAGGAUAACUAUCAGCUUGGCAAGAAUGGAUACUGAAUUAAAUGAGCAAUGUUGCAGUCAUCCUGAAUCAAAACAAGAUUUAGGAGUUAAAAUUGAGGCAGAAUUAGAAACAACAAGUGAAUGCUGUCAAUUAGUCUCACAGAAAGAUUUGCAUCGUACCUGCAGUGAAAUCCCCAGUAACUCCCCACUCCCUGAAUCUGUAACACCACAAAAUGAAACUACAACUGAUCACUGUACUCAAAAUACACAUGAGGGAAAUUACUCAAUUCUAGAGAAUCUUAAAGAAUGUUCUAAUUUCCAACAACCUAAUUCUACUGGUUCAACAAAAAUGGAAUGUGACAAUAGUGAAGAAAAUGUUGUCACUUCUGAAGUUGAACCAAAGACUACCUCAUUGACAGGCCCUGCAAUAGAAAAAAACCCAUUGCCAAUAUCAAGAGCUGCCUUUGACCAAGACGAUGCUAUUCACAAGAUAGAUGUUCAUAUGGAAGAAAAGAACCUCAUUUCUUCAGAUAUUUCCUCUUCGUCUAGUGAUGAGACCAGCAAUGAGUCCGAAACUGAAUCUUCAAUAUCUGGUUAUGAGGUGCACUCAAAUAAUGAAGCUGGUAAUGAGGUUGAGGAAAAAUCCAUCCAAGUCCCACAUCCACCAGCAACAAUCAGAGAAAUACAAAUUGAGGACCUGCCCGAGGUUCAAUACAUCAACAUGGUUCUUGAUGAGAAAGUGAAAUUGAGCCCUCUAGGAGUGAUCUCAAGUAUCAUUGGUCAACUAGUAAUCAUUAAAUCCUUAGCAGAUACACCUGCCCUUGACAUGGAGACCGUGCUGUUUAAGGAAGACAGGCAGGCUCUAGGCAAGGUAUUUGAAGUGUUUGGUCCAGUGCAAAAUCCUCUCUACUCAAUGCGAUUUAACUCCACCACAGAUGUCAGUAACCUUGGCAUUAUGCUUCAAUUAGACGUGUUCUAUGCACCGUCAGCAUUAGACCUCACGGCAUAUGUGUUCACGUCACAGCUGCUCAAAAUAAAAGGAUCUGAUGCAUCGUGGAAGGGUGAUGAGGAACCACCUGAAGAACUAUUGGAAUACAGUGAUGAUGAGAAAGAGAAAGCUGCCAAGGCAAAAAAGAAGCAAAACAGAGAUCCCCAUAAGAGGAAGACACCUUCUCAAAAAACUGGACAGAAGUUGACAAUUGGCGAGGAAAAAAAACAUUCCACUGGAAAUGGUAUGCGAAGAUUCCGUCAGGAUGCAGCGGCAAAUAACAAAAAUGCCAGGAAUUGGGGAGACCUAGGCAGGAAUCCUCAUCCAGAACAACCGUCACAAAGCUCUGCAAGGGGAUCCUGGCCACAGCAUCAGAACUACCAACCACACCAGCCUCACCAUAUGUCAUCGUAUCAGCAAUACUCUCAGUAUCGGCAGACAUCUCCAUAUCAUCAGCAUCCCGCAUUACCAAUCAACGUGCCACCACCACCUUAUGGACAGAUUAUCCCACCUAACGUGCCAUUCCCACCACCCGCAGCUCCUGCACCCCCAGCUUCUUUCCAGCAUUGUCCUCCCACCGUGCCACCGUAUAUAGACACAUCUAAGCCACCACCAUCAAUGUGGAAUUCUCAGACACCAUAUAGUUACUCUGGACAGCCAAGAUUUGGUAGUGAUACUAAUAACCACGCCAUGGAUAUGUUGUCUUUUCUGAUGAAUGUGCCACCACCACCCCCUCCAACUUGAGAGUACAAAGAACGGCCUUCCUGUCUGAGGACUUGUGAUCAGUACCAACUUUGUUAUGAAGAAAAAAAGCCUGCCCCGGCUCAGCAAUCCAGGACCAAUCAAAGUAGCUUUAAGAAGAGGAAAACCUUGGCCCUAUAAGAUUUUUUAAUAAAUAAAUGAAUAAAUAAAUGAAUUGUAUACCUACAUUCAAUUGACUAAGUUUAGGGCCAAUAGCAAUCUUCAUUAAUGCCUUGGUGGAAAUAGAUGCAAUUGGUGAAAUUGAAUUAUGUGAUCAACAUCAUUUUACUUGAAAAUAAUACUACUUGUCACCUGUUGUACAUACAUAUCCAGUGUAUUGCAUUUUAAAAUAAGUGUUAUGACAUGGGUUUUGUAUGAGAUAUUGUAAUAUCUCAAGAGAGACUUUCUUGGCAUGCCUUUUACAUCAAGUAUGUGUUGUAUAUUUCAUUUUAUUCUUAUGACUUUUGUUUUUUUCUGUUAAAGCAUCGAUAUCUAGAAUUCUUGUUAUGUAGUGAAAAUACAUCUGGUUUUUUAGACUCAGGCCUAUCAUUUACAACUACCAUAUACAGUAGUCGCAUAUACCCCUGUAAGGUGAUCCACAUACAAGAAGUCCCCCCCUCCCCCAGUAAAUUUAGAAAAUUUUUUUAUGAUUUUUGUAUGUCGGAUGUAUAAGAUGACCCCCCUAUAUCAUCGUUGGUAUUGCUACUUUUUGCUGCUCUAUAUGGCUUUGAUACUGCAUCUAGCUAGCUAAAAAUGGAGGCAAUUGUAGUGGUAAUCUUCCAAUCUUCUUUAAAUCGUAAUAGACGAUCCGCACAUAUUACGAACAUGAUUUAAGAGUAACAGAUAUGUAUGUGUUGCCCAUUUAAGACAACUUCCUAUUUUUUGAUCAUAAUUUGCUAAUUUAAGCCUCGACUUAAUACGUGAGAAUAUGCGAUAUAAAGAUGAUCUUGUUUGGCUUUAGUGCUCAGUCAAUUCUCGUUCAAACAGAAAACCACAGCAUGCAAAUAGUGCAACUUGGAAGCUCUAUUGUCAAGUGAUAUUAAUUAAGUUUAACUAUCUCUAAACAUUUUAAAAGAAUUACUGCUCUGCUAAACUAUGUCAUUUAUAGUGUAGGAUAAAAAUACAUCAUAUUAUUUCGCUGUUCCUUUAUUCGGUACUGUUAUUAUUUCAGUAUCUAUUUGUUAUUAGAGUGUGUUGAAAAUGAUGUUGCUUCAUUAGUUGUGUUUUCCGUCAUUUAGGGGCUGUUAAUGCGGGGAAAAAAUAAACGACCUUAGGCGUUUAUUCCAAAUGAGGCUCUGGGGGGAGGCGUUUAUUUGAGGGAGGCAUUUGUUCCAAAUGAGGCUCUGGAUGUGUCUUUUAUUCAAAUCAGGACGUUUAAUCCAAUAAAUACGGUACUGUAUAUAUGUUUCAUAGAUUACUUUAUUGGCUAAUACAGUAAAUGUUUUCGUCUCAUUACAAUAUUUUAUUGCUAAUUGAUUUAUGUUUGUGGGCAGUAAAGAACGAGGAAUUGUAUGACCAAUAUA